This is a messenger RNA of Racocetra persica, 1457 nucleotides long. NCBI's taxonomy places the organism in Eukaryota, Fungi, Glomeromycota, Glomeromycetes, Diversisporales, Gigasporaceae. The record is from the annotation of a GenBank genome assembly.
AUGUGGCCUGAUGUAGACGGUUCUCCGUCUACUUCAUGGCAAGAAAACCUAUCUGGCACUGGGCUUCCGACAACUACUGUGGAUACUACUACCAUAACGACGACUUCGGCCAGUCCGAAAGCGAGUUCUUUAAAUAUUGAGCACUUUGACUUAGAUGAACAAGUUAGCACUCCAAUCGCUUUAGAUAUUCCUCAAGCACCUUUUUCAAAUUCAUUUAGCGAUAUUACACAACCUUCAAACUCCAGUAAUGAAACAAAUGGCGCGCGCCGUCCUUUUAAAUUGCCAGCUUCUAAAACUUCCGCGAAGACAAAAAAAAAGAAGAAAAAGCUUAAACGGCACUGUGGAUAUGGUGGGUAUACUCCUGCUAGCUCAAAAAGAAAUGCAGAAUUUCACGCUUUGUUUCGGAGCGUUCCCGAGGAAGAUUUUCUUAUAAAUGAUUAUGGGUGUGCGUUGCAAAGAGAAAUUCUUGUACAAGGACGUAUAUACGUUUCAUGCAAUCACGUAUGCUUUAAUGCAAACAUUUUCGGAUGGGUUACCAAUUUAGUGAUUGCAUUUUCGGACAUAGUUUCUAUUGAAAAAAAGGUGACUGCGUUUGUCAUUCCAAAUGCCAUUCAAAUAUCAACGCUUCACGCUAGACAUUUCUUUACUUCUUUCUUAGCAAGGGAUACCGCUUUCGAAUUGUUAAACGUAAUAUGGAAACAAACACAUCCAGCACUUAACCAAAAACCAUCAUUUAAUGAGUCAGAGUACACACCUAACAAAAGCAGUGAAGCUUCAGAUGCGUCAUCAGAAUCUUCAGAAAUGAGCGAUGAAGGUAAAUCACAAGGUGGCCUUCAUAAAAAAUUUGAAUUACCAAAAUUGAAACUUGAUCGAAUCAGAUUUGUAUGCAGUGGGUCAUCAUUUUCUAAUGAUGAUAGUAAACAGCAUAAAGAUUCAAAUUUCGAAAGUAAAGUUCAUUCAUUACCUUCAUCUCCCACAAAAAGCGGAUUUGAGGAUGAUGCGUUGUUAAAAGGAAGCAAGGGCCAUCGAUUGAAAUCAAAGUCUAUGGCAGAAUUAAAAUCGCCAGUUCUUGACAUUACCAAUAUUUCUGAUUUAAAAGCUUCAGAAACUAGUGAAGCAGCUCUUCAUCCUAUUUCCCCGCGCACCCAGUCUCGCCAUCUUGUAAGAUCUAAUACAAACCUUAAAAGGCGGCGAGCUUCUACGCAAUGCCCAUGUUUAAGGAACGGCCAGCAUUAUGAAAAUGUUUCUUUAGAUGCAACAUUCACAGGAACAGUGGAGAAGUUAUACAAUUUGAUAAUGACAAGCGGGUUUGUAAAACGGUUUAUUAUUGAAGAGGACAAAUGUACAGAUGUUGACAUUGGAGAAUGGAAAACACAAGACGGUAAAUUGAGACGAUCGUCAAGCUUCAUAAAGCCAUUUAUAAGAAAAUCUUCCUCGGGAACGCUCCGAAACAAAGC